Messenger RNA from Vespula pensylvanica (western yellowjacket), 2458 nucleotides. RefSeq names its product myotubularin-related protein 10-B. Bases 221 to 2188 code for a protein of 655 amino acids. The record is from RefSeq and is a predicted model, not a curated record. The transcript has 10 exons. NCBI's taxonomy places the organism in Eukaryota, Metazoa, Arthropoda, Insecta, Hymenoptera, Vespidae.
UAUGGUACAUAUAUUAUGUCUGUAUUGUCUCAUGUCAUCUUUUGCAUCUAAGAUUGAAAUCUGUAAUUAUGAUCCACAAUAAACAGACACAUCAAUUAUACAAUGCAACACUAUUAAAAUUGAGAAAAAUGAAAUAAAUGAAUAAAAGAAACACUGAAAAAUUUGUGUUUCGAUGUUUAACCAAAACUGAUCUUCCUUUUCUAAAUCGACAUCAUUUUAAAUGUCAGUCAUGGAAAGUAAAAGUUGCAACAAUUUUGUAAGCUAUGUGGGAAUCGAAGAACUUGAAAUGCAGCAAAUAGAUUCUAGUCAACGUAAUUCAUUGAUUGAAAACAAUUUAAAACUCUUGCGAGGAGAAGUUCUCGUUGCUAAAGCACAAAAUGUUUUAAUGUUUUUACCGGUUGGUGAUUUAAAACAAGGAACUUCUGGCAUACUUUCUGUUACUAAUUUCAAGCUCUCUUUUAUUACAACUGAUGAUUCAAAUGGAGAGGAUAAUAAUCAUCAACAAAAUCAUUUAUAUGGGUAUACAGAUACAUGCCUGACAAAUAUUGAUGAAAUUUACUUAAUAGUAGGUGAUAAAAAGAAAAAACUUCUUCCAGGAAAUUUAGUACCGUCCAAAGUAAAAGCAAUAUUUAUUACUUGUAAGAAUUUGAGGACAUGGUCAUUUUCCUUCAAAUUUUCACCUCUUGGGCAUGGAAAAAAUAUCUUAAAUGCCUUGUUACAUCAUGCAUUUCCUAGCAGACAUCAUUUGUUGUUUGCCUAUGAUUACACUGAACCAUAUUACAGCAGUCUUGAUAAAGGUAUCAGAUUAUUUAGAAAUAUAUCUGAUUGGCAAAAUGAAUUUGAACGUAUAUUAAGUAGUGAGAAAGCAGGUCAAGGAUGGAGAUUGUCAACUGUUAAUAUAAAAUUUCAGUUAUGUUCCAGUUUGCCACAAUAUAUCAUUGUACCAGCAUCUUUAACCAAUAGUCAACUAACAGAUGCUGCAAAAUAUUUUCAAGGCAAUAGAUUACCGGUUUGGGCAUGGUCAAAUCAACAUGGUGCAGCAUUAGUAAAAAUACCUGAAUUAUUACCAACAAUUACUGAAAGGAUACAAGAAAACAUAAUGUUAGAAAAUAUCAGAAAAAGUCAUCCUCAUAAAUUGCCACCUAUUGUAAUUGAACUAAGUAAAGAUAUUAGUGUGAAAUCAAUAGCUGUAGGUUUCUCAAAAUUUUACAGUUUGUGUUCUCCAGAAAAUAUUAGACAACUUUGGAUACAAGAUAAUAAUUUCUAUUCGUUAUUAGAAAGUACAAAAUGGCUUAAGUAUGUAUCAUAUUGUCUAGAAAAAACAGUUACAGCUUGUGAAAAUCUUAAUUCAGGAUAUUCAGUAGUUUUACAAGAAGGAGAAGCUAGAGAUUUGUGUUGUGUUAUAUCAAGUUUAAUACAGUUAUUACUUGAUCCACAUUUUCAAACUAUCGUUGGCUUUCAAUCUCUGAUACAAAAAGAAUGGGUUGCUAGUGGACAUCCUUUUUGCGAUCGUUUAGGGCAUAUGAUGAAACCAAACUCUGAAAAGUCUCCAUUAUUUCUUCUUUUCCUUGACUGUGUUUGGCAACUAUGUCAACAAUUUCCAGCAGAGUUCGAAUUUACUGAGACAUAUUUAACAACAUUAUGGGAUGCAGCUCAUGUGUCAAUUUUUGACACUUUCAUUUUCAAUUGUGAAAAAGAUCGUACGAUGGCAGCUACGGAUCCAAAUACACCACUUAUAUUACGUAGUGUUUGGGACUGGAGAGAACAAUUUAAUGAUCAAGAUAUCUUAUUAUUUUAUAACCCUUUAUUUAAUGCUUAUGGAAAAACUUUAACAGAAAAGACGAUCGUGAAACCAUUGUACAGUAUCUCUAAUUUAGAACUUUGGAGCCAGUGUUAUUUCCGUUGGAUACCCCCGCUCGUUAUUCAUAAUGGUGGUGGAAGCCACAUAGAUCUUUAUACCAGAUUACUUCGGAAUGAUAUAAAUCAAUUAAGACUAAGUAUAGAUAGGAGUUGUGGAUCACCAAUUGAUAAAAUAGGUAGUUAUUUACUUCAGAUGAAUAUUGACAGCUUUUAUCCAUUUAGUAGUAAAAGAUCUGGGAAUACUGUUAGUACUCCUAUCAUAAGUAGUACAAUACUUGCAACUGAAAGUUUAUUGGAUGCUCAAUCCUUGAUAACUGUACCUGAUUGACUGUUCGCAAUGUAUAUAUAUCUUACGUAUGUAGGUAUAAAUAGAUUUACAGAUUUAUAUCAUCCCUUUUAUAGUCAAUUGUACAGUAUCUUGUUAAAACAUGUUACAAAAUAUAUCAAAAAGAUUUAGAAAUAAGUAUCUUGAAAAUUAAUCAUAGUUAUGUACAUAACUUUGUGUAGCUGUUUUUAUAGAAACAAUCGUAAAAAUAUCAAUUUUUUUAGUAAUAUAAAAAAAAUGUAAUGAAACAUAAUAUAUAAACACUGAAUAAUU